This is a messenger RNA of Bombina bombina (fire-bellied toad), 1168 nucleotides long. RefSeq names its product pulmonary surfactant-associated protein D-like. Gene Ontology annotation, biological process: surfactant homeostasis; positive regulation of phagocytosis. The coding region runs from base 1 to 756 and encodes 251 amino acids. Lineage: Eukaryota; Metazoa; Chordata; Amphibia; Anura; Bombinatoridae. Gene Ontology annotation, cellular component: rough endoplasmic reticulum; multivesicular body. The record is from RefSeq and is a predicted model, not a curated record. The transcript is spliced from 4 exons.
AUGCAACUUUCACAAAUCCUUGGUGCUCUCUUGUUGGGGAUUUCAUUGGCAGCAGCAAGUACCGAAAUAUGCCAAGAACUAAAGGGUAAAAGCUGCUCUAUUUUAACAUGUAUACCUGGGAAGAACGGAUUACCAGGCAAAGAAGGGAAAGAAGGAGAAAAAGGAGAGAGAGGACCACAAGGAGCAGUUGGUCCACAGGGACCUCCAGGAAUUUCCAGACCACCAGGCUCAAAAGGAGAACAGGGACCACAAGGCCAAAGAGGAGAGAAGGGUGACAGCGGAGAAUCAGCACUUGAAGCCCUCAAACAACAAGUUGCUGUUUUGGAUAGAAGGCUGAGCAGUUUACAGGCAACCACAGACAUACAAAAGAAAGCUAUACUGUUUUCAAGAGGUACAAGUGCUGGAGACAAACUUUUUUUUACAAAUGGUGUAGAAACCAACUAUGAUGCAGCAACAUCAACUUGCAACAAAGCUGGGGGUCAGCUGGCUUCACCACAAAAUCCUAAUGAGAACCAAGCUGUAGAAGCAAUCGUAUCACAAUAUAACAAGCCAGCAUGCCUGGGUAUAAAUGAUUUACAGACAGAAGGCAGCUUUAGGUACCCAAAUGCUAAAUCUAUUGGCUAUAAUAACUGGUCAACCGGUGAGCCCAACAAUGAAUAUGGGGUAGAAGACUGUGUGGAAAUGUUUACAAAUGGUAAAUGGAAUGAUAAGAGCUGUAAAGAAAAGUGCUUGACCAUAUGUGAAUUCUCAGUUUAAAUGAAGUUACUGAUAAAUAAGUUGAUUUUAUCAGCACUAUAUUAAGGGCUACAUUGCUCAUGUUUCUAUAAUUCUUGUAUAUUGGGAAUGAACACGUGAAUCCAAUUUAUGCUGAGAGUAAUGUUUUUGUGAUAAAGGUCUAUUAUCUUUGAACUAAACUUUAGAUUCCACUUACUAUAUCUGAAAUCAGGUGCUGUAUUUCCAAAAUUUCUAAUAAUUAUUUGCCAGUGUCUCAUGCCCUCUACAUAUAGAACAACAUUUAUUUCAAUAUCUUUUAUUGUUUCCUACAUAUUUUUUAAGAAAAUAAUAUAAAAAUAUAUUCUUUUCUUAACAGUAUACAAAUCAUAUUAUCAAUUGCAAUCAAUUUUAAUAUAAUACAACAUCGAAUUAAAAAUCCUUGAAUGCACAAGAA